AUGAAGCACUGCCUCAAGUUCCUCACGGUUUCCACGGCCCUCUUGCUCCCUGCCACAGCUUCACGCACGGUUAUGCGUGACGGUACUGAUGGCAAGGGUAUGGGCAACCCGGCCAAGGUCUGUUAUCCUGAAGUCAAUGGCUCCGGGGUAGUCCCGCCUUGCAUUUCCAUCUCCAAUAUCGAGUCUGCUUGCCAGCCCAAUGGCACUGAGUCCAUCGACUUCAAUGCUCACGCUCAGUGCAUGUGCCAGGGCAGCUACUUUGUGGAUUGGCGUGGUUGCCAGAACUGUCUCUUCGUCCAUGGAUUCCGCAGUGCUCGCGAUCACGUCUACUGGGAAAGAGUUCUUUCUGUUGCUUCUGACUCUCUUUGCCAAGGCACUCCCACGGCGCCCUUUUCGGCCAUUUUCUCUUCUGUCCAGGCCAAUACCCGCGACGCCCCUUUUGUCACCACCGGCGAUACCAUUUCCUUGGAUAAGUUCCCGGGCAAGACGGACGUUAGCCUAUACUAUACAGCUACCGGUCCUCAAGGCCCUGGAGCCAUUACUGGUGGUGCUGCCACGGCCACCCGUGUCUCGCAUCCCUCUGCUACUAACCUGACGGCUUCGAACACCAGUGGCAACAGCAACAAGAAUACACCAUCGCGGACCGGAUCUGGAUCCGUGUCUGAGAACGCAAGCAUUACGAGGCCAUCCUCAUCUACCUCUACCGGCGGUGCCCCAGCACAAGGAACCGGCAUGGCAAUGGCUAUUGCGGGGGCUGCUCUGGUUCUCGCUUUGUAA
Molecule: messenger RNA, 777 nt
Organism: Metarhizium brunneum ARSEF 3297
Lineage: Eukaryota; Fungi; Ascomycota; Sordariomycetes; Hypocreales; Clavicipitaceae
Source: RefSeq, a predicted model, not a curated record